GAAGGUUUGGCUGACGUCACGUCCGGUUAGGUCAGUAGCCGCCACCGAAGAAGAAAAAGGUUGAAGUGACGUCACUUCCUGAUAUCUCAGUAGCGGGAAGUUUGCCGCUAAACGACACAGCUUGGAUCUAUUCACGAUGCCCCGCAAAGCUCCCACGGCAGGAAAAGGCAGAGCUCCGGCCAAGCGGAAGCUGGCAGAGGAGUUUCCAGCAGGAGAAGUCCUGACAGACACUAGAAAGAAGCUGUGGAAGCUCGGUGCUCCCAUUGGCCAGGGAGGAUUUGGCCUCAUAUAUUUGGCUGAUGAGGAUUCUCCAAAACCUGUUGGUGGUGAUGCUCGCUUUGUCAUCAAAGUGGAGCCAUUUGACAGUGGACCACUUUUCUCUGAGCUCAAGUUCUACAUGAGAGCAGCUAAACCUGAAUCAAUUAAGAGCUGGAUGAGCAGCCAUAGUCUGAAGAACCUGGGCGUACCCAGGUACUGGGGCUCAGGUAUGCACGAGAGAGGAGCGAAAAGGUAA
Molecule: messenger RNA, 514 nt
Organism: Nerophis ophidion (straightnose pipefish)
Lineage: Eukaryota; Metazoa; Chordata; Actinopteri; Syngnathiformes; Syngnathidae
Product: serine/threonine-protein kinase VRK1-like
Exons: 5
Coding region: 137-514 (125 amino acids)
Molecular function (GO): ATP binding
Source: RefSeq, a predicted model, not a curated record